Molecule: messenger RNA, 4193 nt
Organism: Malaclemys terrapin pileata
Lineage: Eukaryota; Metazoa; Chordata; Testudines; Emydidae
Gene: EML1
Product: EMAP like 1
Exons: 23
Coding region: 156-2669 (837 amino acids)
Biological process (GO): microtubule cytoskeleton organization
Cellular component (GO): mitotic spindle
Molecular function (GO): microtubule binding
Source: RefSeq, a predicted model, not a curated record
CCACGGCGGAGUGAAUGCGUUGUCAUAGUAACUGACAGAGGCAGGCAGCAGGCCGGCCCCAGCCGCCUCAGCUCCUCCGUGUGUGGGUGAGAGCAGGGAGCCGCCGCCAGCGCCGGACAGACAGAGGCCGGGGGAGCGGAGCGGGGAGCGCCGGGAUGGAGGACGGAUUCUCCAGCUACAGCAGCCUCUAUGACACGUCCUCGCUGCUCCAGUUCUGCAACGAUGACAGUGCCUCUGCUGCAAGCAGUAUGGAGGUAACAGACCGCAUUGCUUCUCUGGAGCAGCGUGUCCAGAUGCAGGAAGAUGACAUCCAGCUGCUCAAAUCUGCCCUGGCUGAUGUGGUUCGACGUUUGAAUAUUACAGAGGAACAGCAGGCCAUGCAGAACAAGAAAGGACCUACCAAAGAUCAGAGUAUGACUAAAAAAGCAGCAGCUGCUGAGCCUGAUAAACAUGUUAGUGCUGCUACCACAGCUAGACCGUUGGUACAAACACUGCCAUUAAGGACAACUGUUAAUAAUGGAACCGUGUUACCAAAGAAACCAAGUGGCUCUCUACCUUCCCCAUCAGGAACCAGGAAGGAAACUGUGUCACCAGCAACAAAGAGUACUGUCAAAAGAACCAGCUCAGCUGAACGUGUAUCCCCAGGAGGUCGAAGGGAAAGCUAUGGAGAUUCCAAAGGCAGCCGCAAUCGCACUGGAUCCACCAGCAGUUCUUCUAGUGGUAAAAAGAACAGUGAGAACAAACCCAAGGAACCAAUGUUCAGUGCAGAAGAAGGAUAUGUAAAAAUGUUUCUGCGUGGACGUCCUGUUACCAUGUACAUGCCCAAAGAUCAAGUGGAAUCUUACAAUUUGGAAGCAAAAGUAGAACUACCAGCCAAGAGGCUUAAACUGGAAUGGGUCUAUGGGUAUAGGGGUCGGGACUGUCGCAGUAACCUAUACCUACUUCCAACGGGCGAAACUGUGUAUUUCAUUGCAUCAGUAGUUGUGUUAUACAAUGUUGAAGAACAACUUCAGAGACAUUACACUGGUCACAAUGAUGAUGUGAAGUGCCUAGCUGUCCAUCCUGACCGGAUCACCAUAGCAACAGGUCAGGUUGCAGGUACCUCUAAGGAUGGAAAACAAUUACCACCCCAUGUACGUGUUUGGGAUUCUGUUACUUUGAAUACACUGCAUAUCAUUGGGAUGGGCUUUUUUGACCGUGCUGUCACCUGCAUUGCUUUUUCUAAGUCUAAUGGAGGAAGUAACCUUUGUUCCGUGGAUGAUUCAAAUGACCAUGUGCUUUCUGUAUGGGACUGGCAGAAGGAAGAGAGGCUGGCAGAUGUCAAGUGUUCUAAUGAGGCGGUAUUUACAACAGAUUUUCAUCCUACAGACACAAAUAUAAUAGUUACAUGUGGAAAAUCACACCUUUACUUUUGGACGUUAGAAGGGAACUCCCUUAUUAAAAAGCAAGGAUUAUUUGAGAAACAAGAGAAGCCAAAGUUUGUCCUGUGUGUGACCUUUUCUGAAAAUGGUGAUACAAUUACAGGAGACUCAAGUGGAAACAUCUUAGUCUGGGGAAAAGGUACAAAUAGAAUAAGCUAUGCACUUCAAGGAGCCCAUGAGGGUGGCAUUUUUGCACUUUGCAUGCUGCGAGAUGGUACACUAGUAUCAGGAGGUGGAAAAGACAGAAAACUAAUAUCUUGGAAUGGGAAUUAUCAAAAACUUCACAAGACUGAGAUUCCAGAGCAGUUUGGUCCAAUAAGAACAGUAGCAGAAGGGAAAGGUGAUGUUGUAUUGAUAGGCACUACUAGAAACUUUGUUCUACAAGGCACUCUAUCAGGAGACUUUUUUCCAAUUACCCAGGGUCACACUGAUGAGCUAUGGGGACUAGCCAUCCAUCCCUCUAAACCUCAGUUUUUCACUUGUGGACAUGACAAACACAUUACUCUCUGGGAUGCUACUAGUCAUUGUCCUGUCUGGAACAAAAUUAUAGAGGAUCCAGCACAGUCUUCUGGUUUUCAUCCUUCAGGGUCUGUUGUUGCAAUAGGAACACUAACUGGAAGGUGGUUUGUGUUUGACACAGAAACAAAAGAUUUGGUCACUGUACACACAGAUGGAAAUGAACAGCUGUCUGUAAUGCGUUAUUCACCAGAUGGAAACUUCUUGGCAAUAGGUUCCCAUGACAACUGUAUCUAUAUAUAUGGUGUUAAUGAAAAUGGGAGAAAAUAUAGUAGAAUUGGCAAAUGCUCAGGUCAUUCCAGCUUCAUUACUCACUUGGACUGGUCUGUUAAUUCACAGUACCUUGUGUCCAAUUCAGGGGACUAUGAAAUCUUAUACUGGAUCCCCUCUGCUUGUAAACAAGUAGUGAGUGUUGAGACUACUAGAGAUAUAGAAUGGGUUACCUACACCUGUACUUUAGGAUUCCAUGUUUUUGGGGUAUGGCCAGAAGGUUCAGAUGGAACAGACAUCAAUGCUGUCUGUCGAUCACAUGAGAGAAAACUGCUGUCAACAGGGGAUGAUUUUGGCAAAGUACAUCUCUUCUCUUAUCCGUGUUCACAAUUUAGGGCUCCAAGCCAUGUGUAUGGUGGACAUAGUAGUCAUGUAACUAAUGUAGAUUUUCUGUGUGAAGACACCCAUCUCAUCUCCACAGGUGGAAAAGAUACAAGUAUUAUGCAGUGGCGAGUCAUUUAGAGGAAACAUCGGUGUGAACACACACAGUCAUGAGAUGACCAUGCACAGAAGUUCUGUACAAACUGUAUAUUUAAAACUUAAACAGUACAUUUGCAGUUUAGCCUGGUCACUGUGAUUCUGUUUAAAAAUUCUUACAGACCUCAGGAAAAUUAAGCCCCGUGCUGAUUAUCUUACUCAGUUUAGUGAUUCAUUAAGUAUCACUCCUAAAGAAUGAGCUAUAUUUUUUCUUUUGUUGUACAAUAUAUGCAGCAGUACAAGUUUAAUAUAAAAACAUGGCUUGAAAGUUUUCAAUACAGUGAUAUCAGCAGAACUGGUGACUAUCGUAACUGUUUUCUACAAACUCCACUAAAAUGGUCACAAAAAUGCCUUUCAGAAAACUGUAUAUACAUGCUUAAUUGUCUCACUGUCUACACUUUGUACUGUAUAUCUACCUAUUUAGAAAAAUCUAUGGCAGCAACAUUGAGGUACUGAAUUGUUUCUGGUAGAUGGUGAUGAAUUCAUACUAAAAGAAUAAACCUAGCUAGAAGACACAUAAUAAUUAACAUGUUAGAUAUGAAAAUGUGAAUGUUAGAAUUCAGUAAUUUGCAUUUUCUUUGGGAGUAACAAAUCUUUAAAUUCCACCAGUGAGGAACUGUAUUCUCUUUCAAAUCAGCAGGUUAUACUCCAGUUUAACUUGAAUAUCUCAAAAGGGUUUACAGACGUUUAUCUAGUUCAGGUAUUCCAUAUACGCUUAAAUUUAAAACAUCUUUUUUACUUGUAUAUGAACAACUUCUUAUCAAAAACAAAAAGCAAAACUUGACCACAUCCCCACUAUUGGUUAAUAUAUUUAACUAAUAUGUAUAUUAAUCAGCAUGAUGCUAUAUUGUACAUGUAUAAGAUUUUAGCAGUUCAUUAUACAUGGUAAAGCAAUCUAGGCUUUACUUUUUUAUGCUUAUGGAUAUUGUAUAUUUGUAUUUUAAGACCAAGUAGACCAAGUCUAAAGCUAUCUUUUUAAAUGUACCAUAAACCUGCAAAGGGAAAAGGAAGUAUUCGAAGCCUACAUGAAAUAUUAAUGUGUAACUUCUGGCCCCUGUGUUUUGUGCAUGGAUGGAUAUUUAUAGUAUGACAUAAGAUUGUGUUUUGCAAUGAAGUAAUAGUGGAGGUGAUAUAAAAUGGGUAAGAAGGCCUUAUCAAUUUUGAUUGUGAAACAGAUUGAAAUUUAUUGUUUACCUUGAGGAAUGUAUCUAAAGAAUUUAAAAGAGCAGAGUAAUAAGCAGACUCUGAAAAGUUAAUAUUAAAGUUUUGCUUGUAAUGGACAGUAAACGUUUUAAUUCUCUGAACUCUAAAACACUGGUUGUUUGUUUAGAGUGGUUAAAUGAAAUGAAAUCAAUGAAUUUUGAAACCUUUUUUAUUACAUCUCCAGCCUGCUAUAUUGAAAGUGCAGGACAAUAAUAAAUCAUCUAUUAAAGUGCUUUGUUUUGAUGUAUUCUUCCUGUGCAGUUUAACACAAAUUCAUUUCUACAUUAAAGCUUUACUGUGAUCUGC